Astrephomene gubernaculifera is the source of this 2499-nucleotide messenger RNA. The record is from the annotation of a GenBank genome assembly. Lineage: Eukaryota; Viridiplantae; Chlorophyta; Chlorophyceae; Chlamydomonadales; Astrephomenaceae.
ACCGGCCUCCGCACCUCCGUCGCCGGGAGUCUCAGGCUGACGGUGGCGGUGGCGGAGGCAGCAGCAGCGCCUACUGCUCGGACAGUGACAUGAGUGACACGGAAUACACGGGCGGGUCGGCACUGACGCUGGGCCUGGCAACAAGCAGUAGCAUCAGCGCAGGCAGCGGCGCUGCUACUGCUCCUACUGCUGCCUCAGGAGCAGCAGCCGGAGCAGCAGCAGCAGCAGCAGCGGGAGGAGGGGGAGUGGUGGUGGACCGGUUCCGGAGCUCCCGAGUGCGGCUGGCGGCACUGUCGUGCAUCCAGGCCAUGGCCCGGAGCGACCCACGGGCCCUGCAUGCGCACUGGUCGGCGCUGCUGCCGCUGCACUCGCCGCUGCAGCCCAGGCCGCUGACGCCGCACCUGCUGACGGUGCUGUUGUACGACCCGUUGGCCAAGGUCCGCGCCCUAGCCGCCUCCACCCUCGCCUGCCUGCUGGACGGCCCCGCCCAGCGCGCCAUCCUGGCGGUGGCGGAGGCGCGCUCCAUGACGCCGCGCACCCCCCUGCGCGGCUUCCUCACGCUGUCGCUGUCGCUGGGGCAGCUGCUGCUGGGCGCGCAUGCGGGGCUGCUGGCGGCGGCGGCGCGCGAGGGCAGCGCGGGGGUGCUGCCGGGGGUGCUGCGGGCGCUGGUGGUGCUGCUGGCGGCCUCGCCGGCGGAGAGGUUGCCGCCGGAGCUGCUGCCGGAGACCAUCAAGGUGCUUCGUUUGCGUUGGGCCGCCCUGUCCGCUGCUCCCUCCGCCGCCGCCACUGCCGCCGCCCCCGAGCUGGCCGCCAUCCACGCCGCCUACCUGGCCUGCAUCGCCGAGUGCUUCGCCACCAAGCAGCCCAUUGCGGGACUCGCAGCCUACCUGAUGCAACCACAACCACAGCCGCAACCGCAGCAGCAGCAGGAAACCCAGCAGCAACCGCAGCACAACGGCGCGGGAGGCGCCAGCCGCACAGCUCCUGACAGCAACAGCAACAGCAAUGGUUGCAACGGCAGUAGUACGGCUCCGGGCGACGAUGCUGGUGGUGCAGGUGCUCCCGAUGCUGCCGCUGCUGCAGGCGGGGCCCCCCCGGUGGCUCACUCGCUGGUGGGGGAGCUGCUGGAGGUGGGUCGCGACCCCGAGGCGGCGGCGGUGCUGCGCAUUGAGGCGCUGGCGGCGCUGAAGGGGCUGGCGGCGCACUACACGGCAGCCCUGCCGCAGGACGUAUGGAGCGACCUGCGCGCCACGGCGGCAGUGGGCCUUAGCUCCGCCCCCACUCCGCGUCCCUCUCCCAACGCUGCUCGCACACGCGAGGGGCCGCUCUCACGCACCUCCUCCUCCUCCUCGCUCUCCGCCGCUGCUGGCUUCGCGCCCCCCAGCCCUGCCCGCACCUCCGCACGGUCCGCGGAGCGCAGCAACCAAGGCAGCCAGUCCUGGCGGCAGACCUCCAACACGCCGCAGACACAGCCGACACAGGUGCCCAAUGGCGGCGGCGGUGGCGGCGGCGGUGGCAGCAACAGCAGCCCUGAGGACAAGGCGGCGCAGCUGUCCGUGAAGUUGGUAUCGGAUUACCUGGCGGCGGUCGCACGGCAGUACGGCAUGGCGCGUACGGAUGCUAGCGGAGCCGCGGCUGGCGAUUCGGAGGGUGCUUCUGCCGGUGGGAGCAUCGGUCCGCCGCCGUCUCCGGGGGUUGUAUCGCUUGCAGCGGCUGUGGUGCCGAGGCAGCAGCAAGCUGCGGGGGUGCUGUUGCAGGGGGGCGGCUGUGCGGCCAGCCCGGCGGAGCGCGAGGCGGGGGUACGGCAGCUGGCGGUCAUGUGGCGGGACGCGGUUUCGCUGCUGGUGCCUGCGGCCACAUCGCAUGUGUCUUACAUGGUCCGUUCUGCCGGACUGGCCUGCCUGGGGGAGGUCCCCGAGCCCGUUUUCUCCCGUCUGGACUCCCACCUGCAGCAGCGGGUGCUAGCACUGCUCAGCGAAGCGGCCGCGGCGGAUGCAGUGGCCGCAAGCCGCGCCGCAGCAUGCAAGGCCCUGGGCGCCGCCGCCGCCUUCCCUGCCGUACUGGCGCACGCGGAGCUGAGCGGCCAGGUGACCCGCGCGCUGUCGUCGUGCCUGCGGGAUUCGGUGCUGUCCGUACGCAUUGCAGCCGGCUGGGCGGUCGCCAACCUUUGCGACGCGCACCGUCGGCGCUUGGAGGAGGCGCCAGCGGUUUGCAGGGGGGCGGCGAACGGCGAGCAACAUGGCAGCCAGGAGGAGGAACGCGAGCUGCUGCUGGUGCGAUCACAGUCGCACGGGCAUGCGUCCACCUCGACUUCGUCUGCUGCGGAUUGGCCUUCUGCGGGGGCCGGGCGCGGGGACGUGGCUACAGGGCGCUGCCAGCCGCCGCAGCUCCAGCAGCACCACUACCUGCAGCUGGCGGCCCUGUGCGGCGCCGCCAUCGCCGCCACUCAGGACGCGGACAAGGUGCGCGCCAACGGUGUCCGCGCGGUGGGGAACCUGC